GCCCCCUUUGCACCCCAUACGUUGACUUUCAGAUCCCGAAAUCGGUCUUCAUAGCUCUAGUUUUGCGUUUGCGGUCGGGGGCAAAAGGGAUCCCUCGGGGCUGCCAGCGUGGCAGGCGGAUCUGUUCUUAAAACUCAGGGCGUUCUCCCGCAGAUUAUGUCCUAAGGCUGAAGAGUUUCAACCAUUUGAGUUUACGGAAGAAAUUGGCUGUCCAGCAGCGUGAACAUCUUAACCUGUUUGGGGCAGACUUCGGAGAUGGAAGACCAAGAUUUGACUAGCCUUGAAGCUGGAAGAAGCCUCGAUGUCCUGGAUGUUGGAAAUGGGGCAGAAUUCUGGGGGAAGAAAGUGCAGAAUAUCCUGCGUGGGGUGCACACUUGCUGGUCAGAACAGCACAAGCGGUUCAGGGAGUUUUGUUACCAAGAAGCGGAAGGUCCUCGGGAAGUCUGGAGCCGAAUUCAUGACCUUUGUCACAAAUGGCUGAAGCCCAAAAGGCAUACGAAAGCUCAGAUCUUGGAUCUGGUGAUCCUGGAGCAAUUCCUGAAAAUCUUGCCGCCAGAGAUGGGGAACUGGGUUCGAGAGUGCGGGCCGGAGACCAGCUCGGAGGCCGUUGCUUUGGCAGAAGGAUUCCUUCUGAGCGAGAUAGAGGGAGCGCAGGCGCAAGGAAUGCUGGCCAGACCUGCCUCUGAGUUUCCUGACCCGGACAGUUUAUCAGCUGCCAGUAAUCCAAGGCCACCGUUUGAGAAAAUCAUGAAUGAUAAGGCGACCUCUCUAGAAAAUCAAGUGGCCGUUGACGGUGGGAGAGGCACCGCUUCUCUGCAGGCAGGUCAGGGCUCAGGGCCUGUUAACAGAGUGACUAUGGAGGAAAGGACUCCAUUAGAUCCAAACCAGAUGGACACUACAGAGGAUUAUGGGGCGGUGCCCUCUUUGGUGCCCCAAACUAAAUUCACAUCAUGGCAGGAAGUUACUGAGGAUUCAUCUGUCAAGGAUUUGCAAGAAGAAGAAAGACCAGCAGAUGGAAAGAGCAGUAAACAGGACAAAUCAAAGUCUGAAGAAAAACAGAAAUGGGGAGAGAAAGCUGUCCCUUUUGAAGAGGCUGACUUCUCUCAAAUUCCAAAAUUAGAAGAUUGUAACGAAGACAUGAAAAAUACGAGCCAUAGUAGAGAAAAACCACCGAAAUCCCUUGAGUUUGGAGGUGGCUUAAGUGAGCGGGUAAGCCUUCCUAAACCGCAGAGAGCACAUUCAGGAGAUAAAACCUAUAAAUGCUUAGAGUGCGGAAAGAACUUCACAAACCUGAAGUCACAUCAAAAGAUGCACACGGGUGAGAAGCCAUACAAAUGUUCUGAGUGUGGGAAGAAUUUCCGGUACAACAUGAACCUGAAAUCACAUCAGCGAAUCCACACGGGAGAGAAACCGUAUAACUGUUUGGAAUGCGGAAUGAAUUUCAGCUACAGCAUGAAUCUCAAAUCACAUCAAAAAAUCCACUCUGGGGAGGAACCGUACAAAUGUUCCGAAUGUGGGAAGUGUUUCACUCACAGCAUGUACCUGAAGUCGCACCAGAAAAUCCACAUGAGAGAGAAACCCUUUAAGUGUUCAGAGUGUGGAAAGAAUUUUACUCACAGCGUGAAUUUGAAGACCCAUCAAAGAAUUCACACGGGGGAGAAACCGUAUAAAUGUUCUGACUGCGGAAUGACGUUCAGGUACAGCAUGAAUCUCAAAUCGCAUCAAAAAAUCCACACGGGAGAUAAACCAUAUAAAUGUUCCGAGUGUGGGAAACAAUUCAGUAACAGCUCAGACCUUAAACUGCAUCAGAGAGUUCAUGCAGGGGAAGAAAACUCCAGUGCUCCCAAGGAACGAGUUUAAAGUCAACGCGCAACCUGUAAGAAGAUUGUGCAGAAAAGAUAUUGUUGGAUGUGGGAUCCUGCUUUUCACAUCUUCUAUCCAGGGGUGUUUGCAAGAUGGGAUUUUAAAAAGUCAAGAUGAGGGCCAUGGCCAUGUGAUUGAAUCCCUGUUUUUUUUUAACCUGUGCUGAACAGGAAUCACAUUUUUAAAAAAAACGGCUUACAUCACACAGCCAUGAUUACCAUCUAGAUCCAGGGUGUCAAACUCAAGAUCCGUGGGCUGGAUCUGACCUGUGGGUUGCUUAAAUCUGGCCCAUGGAAAUAGCAAAGGAACAGUGCCUCUGGCAGCCAAAACAGGGGUUGGGUACGUGCAGCUUCCCUGUGCCCCGUUUUGGCUGUCAAAGUGCUACAGGAGGUCGUCCAGGCCAAAAAUGGGGCGCUGGGGGCUGUGCGUUCCCGCCACCCACCCCCGGUGCCCCGUUUUGGUUGACAGGGUGGUGCAGGAGGCAUCCGUCCCCCUUCCCCCCCCCUCCCAGCCCACAGAGAACUACAGUGCUGAUCUGGCCCUUGAAACCCAGUUCGACACAGUUCUUUCUGCUUGCCUCAAAAUACAAAAUUAACUAAAUCUUGUAAAAGUGCUUAGUGUUUGAGAUGAAUUUCACUGAUAGUCUUAAAAGGUUGAAUUCCAACAGAGGACGACUGCAUGUUUUAUGCACGGAAAUAUCCCAGCUUAAAAUUGCAUCCGACAAUUCACCGAAGUGAGAAGCAAUGCAAAUAGUCCCAUAUCUCAAAACAACCUUCAGCCCAAGCAAAAGUCUUGCAUCACAUCAGGGAAUGUAGAUAGGGGAGAAUCAUAUUAAAUUGUAGAGUGUAGAUAGGAAGAAUCGUAUUAAAUUGUAAUAUGGUCUGAAAGGGGUGGGGGUGGGGAUUUCCAGUGAUUACAUAGUGCUUCAUUUUAAGAGAUUCCAUGAAUUCAGUGGAAAGAGAUGUAAAUAAUUAAGGAUCAAUUUUUCUCUGGCCAACCUGGAUUCAGCAUGGUAGGCCAAGAUUCCUUUGCUCCAAAUGUGGCAGAAAAUUCCUUCCAAUAUAUGUAUUUGUUUUUUUAAUUAGGUACCUAACUAGUGACCAAAUUAACUUUGGGGG
Messenger RNA from Thamnophis elegans (Western terrestrial garter snake), 2981 nucleotides. Its product is annotated as zinc finger and SCAN domain-containing protein 2-like. The record is from RefSeq and is a predicted model, not a curated record. Gene Ontology annotation, molecular function: DNA-binding transcription factor activity, RNA polymerase II-specific; RNA polymerase II cis-regulatory region sequence-specific DNA binding. The transcript has 7 exons. The coding region runs from base 256 to 1860 and encodes 534 amino acids. NCBI's taxonomy places the organism in Eukaryota, Metazoa, Chordata, Lepidosauria, Squamata, Natricidae. Gene Ontology annotation, biological process: regulation of transcription by RNA polymerase II.